Messenger RNA from Babjeviella inositovora NRRL Y-12698, 1002 nucleotides. RefSeq lists its product as uncharacterized. The transcript has a single exon. Gene Ontology annotation, cellular component: nucleolus; preribosome, large subunit precursor; nuclear periphery. NCBI's taxonomy places the organism in Eukaryota, Fungi, Ascomycota, Pichiomycetes, Serinales. The annotation marks the transcript as partial. The record is from RefSeq and is a predicted model, not a curated record. Gene Ontology annotation, biological process: rRNA processing; ribosomal large subunit biogenesis.
GAGUUUGACCCAGCUGACUUGUCCAAAGCUGAGUUGAAGGAAUUGAAGGACUUGUUAUCCCAGGCCGCCGAGGCUAGAGCCAACAUGGAGGAGGAAGAGAGCGACGAGGAAGCUUUGGACUUUGACAAAUUGGCCAACAGUGACAGCGACAGUGAGCUUGAAGAUGAUGAAGCCGAGGCUGAGGAAGAAAUUCCUGAGGUUGAGGAAGCUGAGACCGAAGAAGAAGAUGUUCCACUUUCCGACGUUGAAGUCGAUUCUGAUGCUGAUAUAGUGCCAUACACCAAGUUAACCAUUAACAACCAGGCAGCACUUAAGGACUCCUUGGCGAGAAUCAGUCUUCCAUGGGCAAAGAACUCCUUCGAGCAGCACAAGACCAUCAACUGUUCGUUCAAGUGUGAGACCCAGAUUAAGGACAUCUAUGACGACACCGAGCGUGAGUUGGUGUUCUACAAGCAGAGUUUGGAAGCUGCUUUGGAAGGCCGCAGACAGUUGCUCAAGUUGAAGGUUCCGUUCUCUAGACCAAUGGACUUCUUUGCCGAGAUGCUCAAGUCUGACGAGCACAUGGAGAAGUUGAAGGGCAAGUUGAUCCAGGAAGCGUCUGCCAAGAAAGCCUCUGAGGAAGCCAAGAGACAGAGGCAGUUGAAGAAGUUUGGUAAGCAGGUCCAGAACGAAACCUUGCAGGCCAGAGCCAAGGACAAGCGUGAGACUUUGGACAAAAUUAAGUCCAUCAAGCGUAAGAGAACUGACAACGAGAUGACCAACAACGAGUUUGAUGUUGCUAUUGAGGAAGCUACCGCGGCAAAGGACGAGUACGCUGACAGGCAGGCCAAGAGGCAGAAGGGUGGCAAGAGAGCCGCAAAGGACAACAAGUUCGGCAACGGUGGCAAGAAGAGAUUCUUGAGAAAGAACGACAAAGAAUCGUCCGCCGACAUGAGUGGCUUCUCCCAGAGAAAGAUGAAGGGCAAAACUGCCAGACCGGGCAAGAGCAAGAGAACCAGAAGA